Messenger RNA from Dentiscutata erythropus, 371 nucleotides. The record is from the annotation of a GenBank genome assembly. NCBI's taxonomy places the organism in Eukaryota, Fungi, Glomeromycota, Glomeromycetes, Diversisporales, Gigasporaceae.
AUGUGGGGUGGCUCUGGGCCUUGUGAAGGACAUCCGAAAAGGUUGAGCAGAGUUCACGUGCACAGCAAGCAGGAUCUUGAGUUUGAUUAUUUAAAUAUAUUGCCAGAGAAAGCAUGGAAAGAUCUGGAAAAUGCCUAUACUUGUCAUCUUAAUACAGUAGAACAGACAGAAGCCACGACAAGGAAACGUUUUCAGAAUGGUUUUAUCGAUAUUUAUUCACAAAUGUGCGAAAACCUUGCAGAAAGAAAAGUACAAGUUGAUUGUCAUGGAGUUGCAUAUCUGUUAAUGUGGAGAAAGUUGGAAAAUAUAUCAUGUCAUGGACAAAAACUGCAACAAAUGAUAAUAGUCAAAAUCCCUUUUAUAUUUUGGGG